UGUGUUUGUGAUAUCCUGAAAAUAUUAUUGUAUAAGAGACUCGUCGUUCUGUCCGCUGAAUACUUCAGAGACGAAUUUCGAUCUGUAUUGCCUGGACUUCUCGAGGGAUUCGCUCCACCCAUGCAAAAAUCUGCUCAUUCCAGAGGAAAGAUCAUCCGCUAGAGACAUUCGGAUUAGUCGACGAAACUUGAUCUUCAAUCAUUGUUCAUUCCUCACGUGUUCAAUCGAGGAUAACAGAUAAAUAAUAAAACGCCACGUAACCACCGGGAAAUUUGUGAGGAGCGUGAUUUCAAUUUGCCGGUAACAAAUGGUGAUUACAUCUUGAAAGACGCGCAUUUAUAAACUACAGUACCUUAACACGUGUGCGAUCGAGGAAGUCAGAUUGAAAGAGAGAUUGAAGAAGCCUCUCGAAGCUGUACACGUGUACUGUGUAAGGAUCUUCGGCUGGUGCCCAUCUUUAGAAGAAGUAUUCAGUGUGUCGUAGGUCACGGAUUGAAUUCCUAAAGUCGCGUGUUCGUCGAAGAAAUAGCGUGACUCGUGAGAAAGCAGCAUUCCGCACGUUGUUGAUUGAAUGUUGAGUAUUCGACGAGCAUUGAAGAAGUUGAACUAUUCGCGACAUUAAUCGAGUACUAACGUUCGACUAGAAUAUCUUUUCUGUUUACGAAGUAGAAAGCUCGUUGAACUUGAUGCCACGUGCUCUGCGGAUGAUUUAUUAGUAGCAAAGGUAUUUUCAUUAAUUACUCUGGUGACUAUAGAAGACUAUCGGAGAAAUCGUUCUGGGAUCAACUGAGAUAAUACACGCUUUUCUCCAUCGUAAGAAAAUAUUCUCUCAUUUAUGAAAAAAUCGAGGCUGUGCGACCUUUGUGCUCCAUUUUAUGUGAUUUCUUAUCAACCUGAACUACUGUGAUUUAAGUCGGCUAAAGGCCAGUAAAAAGGAUUCGUAGGAUCAAUGAAAACGAUAUAAUAUAGUUGUUGCAUUUUUAAUCAAGGUAAAGUAGUAACGACGUAAUUUUUGCACGAAUUAUCCUCGUGUUGUAUCCAACGAUUAUCUUUUCAACGACGGUCUGAGAAGUUUCUUGAAGCUCGAACGCUGCCUAGAGCCGUUCUAAAAGGAGAAGCAGUUACUAAGUGUGAGCUGGGAGAAGCAGUAUUCACAGCAGGGACAAAGUAAGCGAAGCGACGAAGAAUGGAAAGAGAAAAUUAGUAAGAAAGGGAUAGACUGAUAGAGGAAAAGAGAGAAAGAAAAACAAGCCUACGGUUUAGAGGGGCAAACCGAUUUAGCAGGCCACAUAGUGCGAAGAAGGGACUCAAACGAAAUAACAAGGAAGUAGGUAGAAGGUAGCAAGAGGAAAGAAGACGAAACGAUAAAUAGAGAAGAAAGACGACAGACAGACUAAGAAGAGACGAAAACGGAAAAGUUGAGAUUUGAUUGAUAGGGAAGCAAGAAGGAACGCAGCUCUUCUCUCAAAACUGAUCUUCGGGAUGGGUAAGAACAGUCUAAAUUCACACGCGGCCGGGAGUGCCUUUGAUGGGGAUGCUAUCUUAAAGAAGACACGAUGGCGCAAUCUUCUGGCCUUUUGGAUUCUGGGUUUAUGCAACAAUUACGGCUACGUUGUGAUGCUCAGCGCGGCUCACGACAUCCUUCGAGACAAGUUCAAUCAGGAGGAUAUCACGUCAAGCACGAACGUCACCAACUCGACGGAUGGCCGUACAUGCAACACGGUUUCGACCGGUGCUAUACUUUUGGCAGACAUCCUGCCAGCACUGGCGAUCAAGAUGACAGCGCCGUUCCUACCAUUUCUAGUGCAUGCUCGACUGGCUACCUGUGUGUUAUUUUCCGCUGCAGGAUUCCUCAUGGUGUCGUUGAGCACUGUCCAAUGGCUCGCCAUUAUGGGCGUCGUCAUUACGUCGCUCUCCUCCGGCUUGGGUGAAGUUACCCUUCUCAGUUACAGUAACCAGUUCUCCAAGCAAGUGAUCUCUACAUGGUCGUCGGGCACAGGCGGCGCCGGGGUGAUCGGCGCCGUGUCCUACGCUGUGCUCAAAGAAGUGCUAACCAUCGAGCAUACGCUCCUAGUCAUGUUGGUCGUGCCGUUCUUGCAGGCGAUUACGUUCUGGUGUAUCCUCAAACACCCGGCGCACACUAAAAUUCCUAUCACCAAGAAUGGCAUCGACAGCCAGGAGCAGAUCAUCAAGAUCCCCAAGAAGAGCUUCAAAGACAAGCUCAAGCUGGUGCCUGGCUUGUUGAAGUACAUGAUACCGCUCGGACUAGUUUACCUGUUCGAAUACUUCAUCAAUCAGGGCCUGUACGAGCUUAUCGAAUUCAAAGGCAUUUGGUUGACACACGACGAUCAGUACAGAUGGCUUCAAGUGGAUUACCAAAUAGGUGUAUUUAUCUCGAGGUCGUCGGUGAACCUAGUUACUAUUAACAAAAUUUGGAUCAUGACCGUGUUGCAGUUCGUUAACGUUAUAAUCCUUCUCUUCGAAGCUAUCUACUAUUAUAUACCGAACAUAUGGAUUGUCUUUGCCCUUGUACUGUGGGAGGGUCUGCUUGGCGGCGGGGCGUACGUGAACACGUUUUAUCGGAUGUCGACCGAGAUUCCGAGGGCGGAUCGCGAAUCUUCUAUCGGAAUCGCCACAAUGGCGGAUUCGAUCGGGAUUGCGUUGGCCGGAUGGCUGUCCAUGCCUGUUCACAAUGCUAUUUGCCAGCUGCCGCAGCCGAAGCGAUUGGGCAGCUAAAGAUAUCGCGGUGGUUCGUUCGCUACCGAGUGAUAACGAAGUUUCCGUAAGCGGAGACUGUCGCUUCCGAAAGUUCCUUAACGUAACAUGUCGGCGAUAAGAGGCGAAGAUAACGUGGCGCGUUUCUAUUAUUAAUUUAAUAAUUACCUGUAGAUCAAAAGUAACGGCUGUUGACUGCACGUUUGCGUGGUCGUGAAACAAUUAUUGUUUCAGUUAAUUUUCUAGCUUUGCGGAAACGUUUGAGUCUACUUCAAAGUUUUAAGGAAAAGAAGCAAACAUUUGGGAUGCAGGGGACACGAUGGUAAAUUUUUACUACUUUUAACGCUGUUUUAUAAUCACUGAUGUUAAUUGAAUUUUAUAAACGACGCUUUUAAAGCCACGACCAUGUUGUUCGUAGAAACUUUCUGGACACAUUUCAAACGUCUUCUCAGCAGUUUUGAUUACAAUGUAUUACAAAUAUUCGAACUUUAUUCGGUACAAACGUUCAAAAGAUUAGGAACAGGGCAUGUUGCAGUACAUGUCGCACAUUAAGUUUACAUGAUACAUUAUAUGGCGACGUAGCAUACGAAUACUAUCUGCGUUUUCGCUACGGAACGAAAGAAAUCUUUUACAUAGUACUGUAUCUAGAUUCCGCGUUGUACUGUAAGUUUAUUAUUUAUUUUAUGGUGCUGUGCCUAAAUUUUGAGAAUUGUACUGUAGGACCAUUUCUUCUAUAGCGUAUCUAAAUUUUGACUUGUACUCUUGUUUAAAAGUCUUUCCGAUAUCGUAGACAUACUCUGAGAUUACUAUUAGUUGUCAAUUCUCACAUUGUUAUAUUAUUUCCGGUUUGCCGCAACGAGAUGCGCAAGUAUUCUCGUGCGCCCCAAGAAUCCACAUCAUCGAGACUUAAUCGCACGAAGAUUCGUCGAUUAGCUCAGUAUUACUAGCUACAGUAACGAAUUGACCUCAUUGAUUAUUUAGAAAUCGUAAUAACGCACUUGGAUUACGCAGUCUCCUUAUCCACUUGCGAUUAGAUAUAAAAUUACUAGUUCAAACUACCACGUUUCUACUUUGAUAUAUUGAUAUUAUUCUUACGUCUUUUGAUUGAGAUUGUGAUUGUAAGUAUUAUAGAUACAUAUUUACGUUAAUUUUAAUAAAAUGGCCGUCGAAAGAAA
Messenger RNA from Vollenhovia emeryi, 3890 nucleotides. RefSeq names its product battenin (gene Cln3). Bases 1483 to 2736 code for a protein of 417 amino acids. Gene Ontology annotation, cellular component: lysosome; membrane. The record is from RefSeq and is a predicted model, not a curated record. The transcript has 8 exons. Gene Ontology annotation, biological process: regulation of intracellular pH; lysosome organization. Lineage: Eukaryota; Metazoa; Arthropoda; Insecta; Hymenoptera; Formicidae.